AUGCCUGAAAGACAAAUAAUCUAAAUUGAGUUAAUAAUACUGAAUUUAUUUGAGAUAAUCACUGUACAUGUAGAAAAUAAUUAAAUUGAGAUAUUUUAUCUUAACCAAGAAGAAUUACUAUCUAUUUAUUACUAUCAAAUAAUUGGGUAUUAAUUAGUAACUCCAGUGCAUUACGUUAUUGAAGAAAAGUACUUAGCAAUAGUUAGUGUAAAAGAUAAUCUCACAUUUAUCCAUAUUUUUUCUACAAAUUAUAAUUCUACUUUAAAAUUAUUAGACAUUAUAUAGAUAAGCAGAUUAAUAUUCUUUAUUUCUGAUUAUAAUUUGUAUUAUUAUGAUAGCACUCAAUAGUUAAUGAUUUAUGAUUUGAAAUAUUUUUAAAUUAAAUUGAAUCCUUUAAGAAUUAUACCAGAUCAUUCAUAAUAUUCUGUUAAUAUUAGUUUAAUUUCAAGCUCUCAAAAAAUAAAAAAUCUUACAAAAAAAUUUACUCUAAAAUUAACAAUUAAAUAAUUUUGUUAUCAAAUUCUUUUAAGAACUUCAAAAAUUACAUUGAAUUCAAAAAAUUUAUAAUAUAGAUUAUUAAACCUCAAUAAAUACUUUUAUGGACCAAUUCAUAAUCUAACAAUAGAUGAUUCAUCAACAUUCACUAUACUUGGUCCAUAUAUUAUAAAUGGAAUAAUUAUGGAAUGUAACAAAACUUCAAUGAAUAAAUGUAUCUACUAAACAUAAAUAUCAUUAAAUUCAAUUUUUCUCAAUCUAUAUUUUUUUAAAAAAGAAGAAAAUUUUUAUUUGCUUAAUUCAAAUAAGCAAGAUAAUACAUCAAUAGUUUUGUAACUUGAAACUGAAUUAUUAACCUUUGAUAUUGAUGGGAAUUUUAUAGUUGUAAAAGUUUAUUAAUUUGAUUUCAAAAACCAGAAGAAAUUAAUUUAAAGAAUCAGUAAACAAUUUUAAUACUAGGGUGUAAAUAAUUUUGAGUAAACAUGGAGUUAUACUGGUAAAUUAGUGAAAUUUCUUGGUUAUAACUUUUAUAUUUCUCAAACAGAUAUUUAUUUAUUAGAAUCAGUAUAUUAAAACAUUAUUUAUGUCUAAGGUUCCUAAAAACUUUAUUUAGAAAUUUUAUGGAGUAAUAAAUGGAUUAGUAAUGAAAUUGAAAUUAAUAUAUAUUCUAUUGAAGAUGGAUAAUUAAACCUAAACUAGGUUUUAUUGAUGAAAAAAAGUAUCAUAAUUGAAGAGCUGCAUAGGAAUGAAUUUUUAAGUGAUUUUUCGAUUACAAAUUUUUAAAUAUUAUCAAGCAGUUUAGAUGAUAACAUUCUAUAAAUAGAAGUAUUGCAAAACAAUCACUAGUUUUCUUUAAUCAGCUUAUUGAUUUUUGAGUUAAAUAAAUCUAUAUAAUAGUACAUAAUUAAAUAUGUGCUUCGAAACCCUCUAAAUGAUGAAAUAAAAAGCAUUGAAUGUUAUAAAAACUUAAUAAUUUUGAAAUCUUACCAAAAAAACUACUUAUUUGAUUUACGGGAAAAAUAAAUCUAUUAUGAUUACUUUAGCUCAUUUAUCUUGUCUUCGAAACUAAAUGAUUAAUUCGAUAAUCUAUCUCAUUAGAUUUUUAAUCAAAAAAUUAAACAAAUAACAACUAUAGAAGAUCAUAAUGAUUUAAUUUUUGUUACAGAAGAUAAUGAAUAUUAUUAUGGAAGUAUAGGUUACAUAAUAUUAGGGAAUUCUGAUAAAGAAGUAUAAUUCAAAUUGAGAGCAACAAAUGAUAUAUCAUCUUAAACUCUUUUAGUAACAUUAUAAGCUGACAAGUUUUUAGAGUAAAUAUUAGGUGUAUUGGGAAUUAUGAUAAUAAUAAUUGUGUUUUUAUACUUUUGGAGAAGGAACAGAUUGAAAAUUCAAAAUUAAGAAAAAUACGGUAAUAAAAUAAAUAAUAUAUAUAUUUGA
Messenger RNA from Paramecium sonneborni, 1929 nucleotides. NCBI's taxonomy places the organism in Eukaryota, Ciliophora, Oligohymenophorea, Peniculida, Parameciidae. The record is from the annotation of a GenBank genome assembly.